UCGUUGAAUGGAGCGCGUGUGGCGAAGAGUACAGGGAGCUGGGCGUCGCGGCGGUGGUAAUAGCGGCGCUGUGGGACGUUGUGGAUGUCCCACGCAGCCAUGUCAGUUGCACGUGGACCAACGAGCAAAACGUGGCGGCAGUGGUUCUGCACGCAAAUCAAAAGGACCCCAAACUAUUGUUUGUGGAUGUCAAGUGCAGCCAUGUCCCGUGCAUCCUGUUUUGAUUAGAGUUCGAAGAACUCAGCGACCUCCUCCCACUAGCUGCGAUUGUCCAACAGAGUCCCAACCCUGUCCCCACGCCGCUUCACGGGUUACUGUUUCGCGCCGGGUCAGAAGAUGCGACUGUACAGAGCGUCCAUGUCGUCAUAUGUCAUCGAGCACUCGACGUCGUCCUCAGGGAUUUUCAUCAAUGCUACCAUUGAAUCCAGUGGUACGAAUUAUAAAUCCAAUGAAUUCAUGUGAAUGUCCUGAUAAAACAAAUUGUCCUCACAACGAUGAAGAUUGUGAAUGUGAAGCGCGACCAUGUUGUCAUACAAUAAAAACACGUCGUCCACGUCGUUCUUGUGAUUGUCCAUCGCAACCAUGUCCACAUAAACCAAUUGAGGGACGAAUAAAACGUGUAAAAUGUCGCGUGAGACGCGCUGGUUGUGCAAUGGCACGUUGCACAGCCGAAUUGGCAAUGUUACAUUUACAUUGGGAACUUGCAUCAGAAUGUGCACCAUGUAAACCACGAGCAUUAACAAGAAGACUUUGCCGAAGACAACAAAGUGACAAUGAAUUAUAUCGUAGUAAUAGCUUUAAAUUUGAGCGUUUCGAAAGAAAUAAAGAUGAAUGUUCAACGCCACUACGAAAACAGAUUUCUUUGUGCGACGAUUACAGUCUACCAGUGGAUUUUGUCAAUAAACGUCGUCCAGUUAGUGCUGCAGCAGCUACAUCGACAGUUCAAUGGGCCUUACCAAGUCCUACAAUAGACAAAACAGAAGUUGAGGUUGUUGAACAAUACAGUGAUCCUAGAGACAGUAAAACCAAAACUUACAUCGAUCCAGGCGCCGAAUCACCUCUACCAACGAUUUACAGUAAAGUGAAUCGUAACUAUUGUCGACCCUACACAGACCCAUCAGCUUCGGGUUCGUCUUGCGAAGAUGAGGAAUUAGGAUUGUCAAGCAACAGAAGGCGAAAAAAUCUUAAAAAUUCCACGACAUUAAACAAACUAACAAAUCAAGAAAAAGACAAAUACCCAACAAAUAACAGUAGUGUUGUUGAUUGUGUUGCCUUGGUUCAUCUUCCGGAUCAAUCACCAACAGAAUCAACACAACCAAUUCGUCAUCCCUCGCCCUAUUACUACGGAGAUCUUUUCAAAGUUCCGGAACAAUUUUCACGUACUCAGCCAAAUAGAUAUCGAAAGAGUGUGAGCCUCGAUGUACCCGAGGAGCAUUCAACGGUUCCAGGAAUUCACAAGAGAAACUCAGUAGCUGGGGAUAGCACCCCCUUGAUUCCUCAACAAACUCAGGAUUUAAUCAGUCCAACAUCUACAAGCGAGCAUGUUCUACCAUCGAGAAACGAAGCCAAUAGCGUCGUCACCGAAUGGGAUCAGUCCCUUAUGCCACCCAAUAGACUUUUGAAUCAUGAUCUAUCAACUAAUGUAUGCACUUGCAUUGCUUCGCCCGAAGAGGAUGAGCUAGAAACGCCAAAGCCGCAAAUACAGCGGCAAAAAAGCCGAAAAUUUCGUCGAGCAAGAAAAAUUGAUCCACAACCAAUUCUCAUUGAGGACGAUAACGAUCAGGAAGGUGAAGACGAGGACGAGGAAGAAGAAGAAGAGGAGGGUGAGGAGGGUGAGGAAGAAAUGGCAAGACAACGUCAACUCUAUGAGACUGCAUUCGACUGCAAAAUCAGCAGAUCGGAUGAUGAUCUCGAUGAUCUUGAUCGGGUGACAAAUCAUCCUGUUCUACAUUCGCAAAUGCGAACAAGUAAUACAGUGCCGCUAUCUAGAGCAAGUUCACUAACAGAAUCGUCCAAACAGCCGCAGUGUGUACAAGUUCCUCAUUCCGGUUCUCAAGCAAAUAAGGACCAUCGUCGAAAAGUAGUGAUCCUCCGCCCAAAGCCAAUUCCGAGUCGUCUGAAUCAUCAGCAAUCAGACAAUAUCUCAAAUUUGUCCCAGGACAUUGAAUCCCUCCAAAUAAAUUCAAGUGACGAGAAGACUGGAUCCCCGAGAUUACCGACUCGUGGCUACACACCAUCACCGCCGUCCACGGCGCCUUUGCCUGCUAAAUUCCAUGGGAACAGAGAUAAUCUCUUACUAAACAUACGUAGUGCACCCAAUUUGCCUUCUCAGCCCGACCAUCCGAGAUUAAAAGACAUGAAAUUGCCGAUAAAAUCGCUAAGAGCAAAGGACUCACCCCAAAGCAGCGAAGGCAGUAUUCUCGAAAUUAAAGGACGGCCAAAGAGUUUUGUUUCCGAAUCAACUGAAUCGCGUCGUUUCGGCAAAGAUCUGAUAUUAGAAUUUAAAGGCAGGCCUAGGGAAGAAAGACAACGUCCACGAAGUUUAAUCCGCGAGAGUAAACCCAUAAUGGAAUUUAAAGGAAGGCCCCACGAAUCGGAAACUGAUGCACCCAAACCAAGAAGCGAACAAGGUUUACUCGAAUUUAAAUUACGUAACAAUAGACGAAGACCCGGUUAUUCGAGUACUGAAAGCAUGGCAACCAGCAGCAGUGGCGGAAGUAUGGAAUCACUACGUAGCAGUACUAGCGAAGGGAACAGAUCAACAAGCAGUUCUGAAAGUCGUCACAGCACAAGUCUCAGUUCCCACAGUUCUGACAGUGGCACUACAAAUUGCUUCCACCAUCAUCAUCACCAUCAUCAACAACCAAAUCUUUCCGGCUUUCUUACACAUCAUGCAAAUAAAUUACACAUCCUCUCUCCCAUCUCAGAUAAAUCAUCACAAGAACCAGCCUCCGAAACAUCGGACAACAAUAAAAACAAUAAUUCCCAAAAAGCAUCGCCCGAAGAAAUAAUAACUGAAAUUGUUACAAAUACAAACGCGACAACACCAACCGAUACAUCAUUCAAAAAACGAAGAACGCCACAAAAUAAAAAUCUUAUUAAUUUAGCGCUUCAAUCAUCAUCGUCGGGUGAUGCAGAAAUACAAGGAUCGGAUAGUGGAAUUUCGAUAGAGUCACGAACAGGUAUUAAGUGUAAGCCUUUUGGCUUUCACGUACCAAAACCUCAAUUGGAUAACAUCAAUUUGGUAGAUAACGAAGCUGAAUUAUCGGAUUUGCCAUUUGACAUGCCAAAGCUCCGUCGUAGGAGAUUACUUAUGCAGCAGGAUGCCACAACUUCAGGGAGUGCAACUAGUGUUGAUUUAAGAGAUUUGCCAUUCGAUAUGCCUAAACUUAGGAGAAGAUUGCGAUGUACACAAAGCAAUGAAUCUAGUGCAUCGCAAGCGUCGUCCAGUCUUUCUGUUCGUGACUUGGAACCGCCAUCUGCAUUUGGCGGCGGUUUGGCGAGACCGAAGAUGACUCUGAAUUUGGAUGGCAGUGGAAAUGGGGUCGGAAACAUCUUUGGAGUAGGAGAAAUCAACCAGCUUGGAUCAAAGAAACCCGGAGGAUUAAGUCUUGGACUUCCUCUGGAGUUAACAGCAUCAAGAGGUGCAGCCGAUCUUGUUGAUGUCGAUCUUCCAUUGGAGAGACAAGGAUGGUAUCAUGGAUCUAUAACUCGCAUUGAAGCAGAAGCAGUACUUCGAUUAUUACGUGAGGGAAGUUAUCUUGUAAGAAAUAGCGAAUCAACAAAACAAGAUUAUUCCUUGUCUUUAAAGAGUGCUAGAGGAUUUAUGCAUAUGCGUAUUCAACGACACGAGGAUUUAAACGCCUUUAUCCUUGGACAAUUCAGCAAGCCAUUUGAUACAAUACCGGAAAUGGUUCGUCAUUUCAGUGUGAACCGUCUUCCAAUUCGUGGGGCUGAACACAUGUGUCUUCUACAUCCAGUAAUUGCGCAACUUUUAUAGCGCAACUAUCGCAGCGCUCUUUAAAGGCGCUACUAUUUAAAAAACAAAAAUUUCCUUUCUUGUCAAUGAACAAUUCACCUUUCUAAUAUAUUCGAUAAAAUUUAUUGUUCUUGACAAUAUAUUCACAUUUCAAAAAAAAUUAAUUAUUAAUAUAAUAAUUUAAUUAUUAAGAUAAUAAUUAAUUAUUAUAUAAAUAUAUUAUAAGCAUUGCUAUAAUUGUUAUUUAAAAAAAAACAAACAAAGAACAGAUUCGAUGAUAAUUCAGGUUACCGAAAUGUUGCCUGAACAAUAGGACAAUAAUUUUAAUCAUUCGCAGCAUGAGCAGAUUAAACAAAGAAUUGAAUUUGUCAACGGUAGAUUAUAUUGAAGGAAAAAGAAAAUCGAAAUAAAUUUUUUGAAAUUAUUUUAGAAAUAUUACUCAAGAUAUUUUAAAAAGUUUUACUAUAUUUUCAAUAUAGGUUAUAAUAUAUACAUAAAUAUAUAUAUAUAUUCUAAAUUUUUAAUUUAUUUUUUAUCACUGAUCUGCUCGCUCAGUUUUAACGAUUUGUCGAUUUUGAAAUUUUAUCUUUGCAAAAUAAAAUGAUUAUAGGAAAAAUUUCAAAAUUGACACUGUUGUUAAUAAACAACCACACUUUAUUGUCUUCCUUUGGCAAAUAGAACGAAACAGCUACCUCCGAAAAAUUUAGAAUCGAGAUAAAUUUUUUCCCGAUUAUUCGAAGGUGGAUUGGUUGUUUGUUUCAGUAGACGAUUAUUUUUUAAGGGCAGAUAGAUAAGUUGUAAAUAAAAUGUUAAUCAGGGUGCGUGUAAGUUUUGAGAAUGAAAAUAAGAAACCCCUCCCGUUGUAGUAACGAGCCGAAGGAAUGUAGAAAUUUAGGUCCAAAAUAUUUAAAAAAUUGAGAAAAUUGUAUCUUCAAAAAAAAAAAACUUUUCGGAUUUGUUAUCUAAAGAAUAUAUUGAAUAGUGAGGGAUGAAUUUUUGAAAUUAAGGAAACAAUUGGUUUUUUUUUAAAAAAGAGGAAUUAGAGAUACAGAUGUGUAUAAAUUGCGAUGAGAGAAAUGCCAAAUGCUACUUCUAAUCAUAAUCAUAUAUAGUCAAACACUUAAGGCGUCGUCGCUAUAAAGUGAUAGAAUUACGUAAAUUUAAUCGAUCGAGAGCUUCACUCUCAAGAUUAGCAUUUGGUUCGUGUUCCAUUUGUCGAUAAGCGAAAUUGAAAUUUAAAAAAAUGAUCCAUUUAUAAAAUGAAAUUCAUCAAUGUCCAAUAUCGAUUUCGCUUAAAUACAAAUUAUUUUGAUGACUUCCUUUUAUUAGGGAUGAGUCAUCCGUCCGAAUGUUUGUAAUAAAGAGGAGAUUUCUCGAACGAGGGCAACUGAUACAUAUUUUUUCAUGUGAUAUUAAUUUGUUACAGAGAUAAAAGCCUAGUUUCACCUGUGAUCUGUUAUUCCAUUAUAUAAAUCCGUAUCUGUUUGGUCAGUGCGCGUGCAAUAUCUGUAUCCGUAAUUAAUUUUUAAUGUUAAGUGCGAGAAUAUAUAGAGAACGUCCGUGAUGUAACAAUAAAGAGAAAUUCGCUUUUUUAAAAAAGUAUAACUAAAGUAAGAGAAAAUGUUAAAUUUAUCUUAUGUAUUUUUUUUGUUUUUGCACAUGGCGCUCUCUUUAUAAUAUUUGUUUGCGCAUCAGUGAAAAUAUUUUGCUCAUUUUGUUUUUAAUUUCAAACGUUUAUCCUUUUUUUUUUAAAGUUGUAAUUAGAAUUACUUUCUAUUAAAUUUUUUACACUAGAAAAAAAUGGAUGAACGUCACUGAUGCUAGUUUGAAUAUAUAUUAUAUAGUAUACACAAAACACACAUUGUACUUUAAGCUGCCAGUAUUAUUAAUUGUAAUCGAUAAUGCAUAUCCGUGUUAAGAAUUAAGACAUUAUAUUGUCCCUAUGAGCGAUUAUUGAAACUAUAAUAAUCAAUAUAUAACUUUAUUUUACAUUAUAUUUAUUGAGACAUGUCGUUAGUUUAUGAUCGUGAGGUUCUAUAUGUUGACUUAAUCCUAAGAUCGUAGAGUUUGUAGAGAGAAUAAAAAAAAAAAAUAGUUGGUAAAAUGUAGUUGGUAGUAAAUUUAUAAUAUGGUGUCGUACGUUACAUGGUAGAACUAAUUUGACUAACUUGUAGAUACUUCCCGUACCUUGAAAUUUAUAUGAACUUAUAGCCUGUAACUGGGAUAUAUACGAAUAUAAAUACGAUAAAUUUAUAAAUAAUGAGUAAGCCUAGGGCCGCAGCCUUGGAGGGAAUGUUUUGUUCUCGAUUUAAAAAAAAAAAAAAUACUGAUAAUGAUAAAUAACUGAACUGAGUAUGUUCGAUUAUUAAAAUCCCAACUUAAAAUUUAAGCGGAUCCUGACUCGUGGGAUGUGCAAUAAUUAAGAUCAUGUGCGAGUGAAUAUUUUUAUUGCUGCAGUAGGCCGCCAACGUUCCAAAAAGAAAACAACUACAUUAGUUAGUAUUAUGUAUACUGGGAUUCCUUCUUAUUAAUAAAACAUUUAAUAAUUCACUGUCAA
Leptopilina boulardi is the source of this 6536-nucleotide messenger RNA. RefSeq lists its product as uncharacterized. NCBI's taxonomy places the organism in Eukaryota, Metazoa, Arthropoda, Insecta, Hymenoptera, Figitidae. The record is from RefSeq and is a predicted model, not a curated record. The transcript has 8 exons. Gene Ontology annotation, molecular function: zinc ion binding; phosphotyrosine residue binding. Bases 8 to 4000 code for a protein of 1330 amino acids.